Molecule: messenger RNA, 1741 nt
Organism: Diospyros lotus (date-plum)
Lineage: Eukaryota; Viridiplantae; Streptophyta; Magnoliopsida; Ericales; Ebenaceae
Product: probable polygalacturonase
Exons: 5
Coding region: 113-1477 (454 amino acids)
Biological process (GO): carbohydrate metabolic process
Molecular function (GO): polygalacturonase activity
Source: RefSeq, a predicted model, not a curated record
UUUCGUACCGAGAGUCCUAUUUUUCCAAAUUUCCCAUGGCCUAUGGGUAGGGUCAGUCUGUUUACGCCAUAGAUUUCUCCUUAAAUGGACACCCUCCAACUCCAAGUCCGUAAUGUUACUCCGAAAAGGCAAAAUGCAUCGAUUCGCUUUCUCAAUCCUACUGUCCUUGGCGACGUUCCGAUGCGCUAUUGCGGAUUUGGUAUCUUGCGCUGGGAUAGUGCCGAUGACGUACCGGAGUGAGAACAUUACGAUUGCCGACUUCGGAGGCGUCGGUGACGGUCGGACAAUGAACACAAAAGCGUUCAAAAAAGCAAUUUACCGGAUUGAGCAUCUGAGGCGAAGUGGAGGCGCGCUUCUCUACAUUCCUGCUGGGGUUUAUUUGACGGAGAGCUUUAACCUCACCAGCCACAUGACUCUGUAUUUGGCCAAAGGUGCUGUGAUCAAAGCCACCCAGGAUACAAGCAAUUGGCCUCUGAUUGAUCCUUUGCCUUCUUAUGGUAGAGGAAGGGAACGUCCUGGAGGAAGAUACAUGAGUUUUAUCCAUGGUGAUGGGCUUCAAGAUGUGAUUAUUACAGGUGAGAACGGGACAAUUGAUGGCCAAGGUGAUACCUGGUGGAACAUGUGGAGGCAGGGAACUCUCCAGUAUACUAGACCAAAUCUUAUUGAAUUCAUGCACUCCAGCAGCAUUAUCAUUUCCAACGUCAUUUUCAAGAAUUCCCCAUUUUGGAAUAUUCACCCUGUGUACUGCAGCAAUGUUGUUAUUCAGUUCGUAACUAUAUUGGCUCCACGAGACUCUCCCAACACAGAUGGUAUUGAUCCAGAUUCAAGCUCUCAUGUCUGCAUUGAGGACUCCUUCAUUUCUACGGGAGAUGAUCUUGUGGCGGUGAAGAGCGGGUGGGAUGAGUAUGGCAUUGCUUAUGGUCGCCCUAGCAGUGACAUCACCAUCCGGCGGUUAACAGGAUCGUCCCCAUUUGCUGGAAUUGCAGUUGGAAGCGAAACAUCUGGUGGAGUAGAGAAUGUGUUGGCUGAGCACAUAAGCCUUCACAACAUGGGAGUUGGGAUUCACUUGAAAACAAACAUUGGACGAGGGGGGGUCAUUAGAAAUAUCACUGUGUCAGAUGUGUACAUGGAGAAUGCACGGAAAGGAAUAAAAAUUGCGGGUGAUGUUGGAGACCAUCCGGAUGGCAGGUUUGACCCGAAUGCUCUUCCUGUAGUGAAGGAUGUAACAAUCGUAAAUGUCUGGGGUCAGAACGUUGAGCAGGCGGGUACAGUACAUGGCCUGAGGAACUCACCAUUCACAGGGAUUUGUCUCUCUAAUAUCAGCCUUGGGGGCAGUUCAAGACCGAAUAAAACGCCUUGGCUGUGCUCUGAUGUCAGUGGUAGUGCAGUCGAGGUUAACCCGUGGCCAUGCUCAGAGCUGAUCAGCACCCAUCAGACUGGUGCGUGUUCUGUUCCUGUGGCGAUAUCUUUGGUUUAGGACUUCACUAAUGUGUGUCAAGCAAGUAAAAACAACCACCACGAAGUUGUCAGUUUGUAUUUGUCUAGAGAGAAGAGAAUUAGUUGAUUCAUCUUCUUGUAAUUUUAUUCAGCCUGUACCCGCUGUUGAUGUGAAACUUCCUUGAAAUGGGAAAUCACAGCAACUCAACAGUCUUUUUCUCGUUCGUCGUGCAUUGUAUUCAUUAUCAAUACACUAUGUAUCAAGUUCUUCGAUCGUGGCAACCCAAGUUUACUGUUUUGGCCU